Messenger RNA from Lactuca sativa (garden lettuce), 1515 nucleotides. NCBI's taxonomy places the organism in Eukaryota, Viridiplantae, Streptophyta, Magnoliopsida, Asterales, Asteraceae. The record is from RefSeq and is a predicted model, not a curated record.
AUGAAUGCUGAAAAGAAGGUGGGGUUCAACAAAGGCAAACUCCGAUGCUUUAACUGCCAUGAACCUGGUCAUUUUGCCAGAGACUGCUCGAAGCCUGAUAUGAGGGAAAACAACGAAAGAACAAUGGUGUCAGUGGGUAACAGCAAGGGAGCUACCACCAACAAACAGAAUGAUAAUCUUGCCCUAAACAUCUCGGGACCUGAGAAUGCGCAUCUUGCCCAAAUCAACGACACUGCAGAAGAAGAAGCUGAGAUUGAACCAAAGGCAAAGAUGGUGGAUCUGCAAAUCGCGUUUAUGUUACUAAAAAGAGAGAACGAGGACUUAAAAUAUGAAAGGUAUGAACUAAAGAGAGAUCAAAGACCACUAAAAGAGAAAUUAGAGGCCAAGACUAGCGAUUUUAGGAAGUUGCAGGAACAUUACAACAAUAAAUGUGAAAAUUACAAUUACAUAAAGAAACAACUUGUUGUCACUGAGGAACUUAACACAUUGAAAAUACAUUAUGAAAAUGUUGAUUUUAACUUUAAAAAAUUUGAUGUGUCAAGUGAGAAAGUGGCAACAAUAAUUGAAAAGCAAAUGAAGUGGAAGGACAAAAAGCAAGUAGGAAUAGGUUAUAAGAGUGUCCCUCCCCCAUUUAAUUACAAUUACACUACUCAACCUAUGACUCUGGAGGAGAUAGACCGAGAACCAUUUAUGGUCUUUGGUAAAUCAGCUGCUGAACAGGCCACAAAACCUAGUGCUAGGGUUUUGGAUACUAACAUUUCUACCUCUAUUGCAGAUGUGACAGUAAGCCAGCAAACGCAAGAUGAUGGGAAGAUUGAGUCUAAUAAUAAUUUGGUGUCAAAAGUUGGUGUUUCUAAUUCAAAUGUUGAUGAGUCUGUUCUUGAUGUUAAGACUGAUAUUUUAUCUUGUGAUGAUGUGAUGUCGAACUCAAAUGUUUCUGAUAGUUGUGAUGUUGUUUUUGUAAAAUCCACUGAAUCUGAUACUAACAUAUCCACACCUUCUACAUCUGUCACACAUUCUAACUUCUGCAAUUGCACAUGUGGGAAGGUUAGAAAGGUCCAUAAGAUCAUGAAAUCUGAUAAUGGCGGUACCAAGUCUAAAGAUAAUAAGCAAUUUUUUUCAACUGUGAUACUGCCGGCCACAUUGCUCAAAAUUGUUCCAACCGAGCAUUUGUGCAUUUUUCAACACCGAGGAAAGAAAAUGAGUCUCGAGGAAGGAGGUGAAGGCGGAAAGAUCACUCAAAUGGGAACACUUUCAAAUAAAGUGCAAAGUUUCGAGAAUAUCAACUACGCACCCGAGUUGAAGUAUAGUUUGUUGAGUGUUUCUCAGAUAUGUGACAAGGGAUACUCAACACAUUUCACCGAUAAAGAAUGUCUAAUUUUAAAGUCAGACAUUGUUAUCCCGGAUGAAUGGAUUCUUGUAAAAUCAAAACGGGACGGAAAUGCAUAUAUCAUUGACAUGAACAACAAUCUUCCUGAACAAGUCAUUUGCCUCUUCUCAAAGGUUUCUGAGUAA